Amoebophrya sp. A25 is the source of this 966-nucleotide messenger RNA. The record is from the annotation of a GenBank genome assembly. Lineage: Eukaryota; Dinophyceae; Syndiniales; Amoebophryaceae.
AUAAGAUCGACCUUAGCCACGCGGAUCACAUGGAAAUCGGUAACACAUACGUUAAGGCUUUUCCUCCUAAAAAUUCAUCCUGUGAUCUCCCAGGAUCUUCUCAGGAUGAUUCAGCAGGUAUACCUGAGGACGGGUCAGCAGGUAUAUUACUGCUAAUUGUUAUUGUUGUACUUCUAGUGAGUUAAUAAGUAGCUCUCCUGCUUGUUCCAGUGAGUUGAUACAAAAGUGGGAUCUAAGGACUACUGAUCUAAACCUUCUGAGCUUGUGCAUCUGGUCCUGAGUCAGCAGGUCUACUGCUAGUUUUACUUCUGGUCACUCAGUUUGAGUUAAUACUUGUUAAGGAAAUUUAAGCUAUUGCUGCUCGUGUGCCUCUACUAGUGACAGUGAGUCAGUUUGAGUUAACAUAACUUGACUAGUGGGUGUAAUUUAAGAAAAACUCAAAAGGAGAGAAGUUGAGUCGAGGUCUAAAAAAGAGCGGUGCCUGCAAAAGUGCGCCAAAACGGCUGGUUGCGUGGGCAUCGUCUUCCACAAAACUCGAAUGAAGAAGCCAUGCGAAUUAAAGAAGCUCUACAUGAGCUACCACGCUAGAUAUGGAUGAUGUUUUUUUCUCCCACUUUCUUAACGUUAAUAAUAGUCCAUCCAUGUUGGCGGCUCGUUCCCUUAAUUUUCUCCCUUAUUUAUGUUUUAACAGGCCAGCGCCAGCCGAGCCUUGUUUCCGGCUGCCCUUAGAAUUUUGGCUUGGCUUCUUGUUCAUCGUCUAAUAUACGAUGUUGAGGAAGAUGAAAGGGUAGCCCUUCUGAUGGUCUCUUGGCACUUUAAAGGGAAAAUAAGAGGGAAGGGGUAGUAGCCGUGAAGAUGUGGCUUCUAGAACUAGUACUAGAUGAGGGGAGAAAUAUUGACAACAUCCUUCAUAGUAGAUUCCACAAUCCACAGACCGAUAUGGUAAGCAUGACGUUAAGGCUGUAG